AUGACACUAAAGUGGACGCUCAUUCUUCUUGGCGUCCUUGAACUCUUCGCUAUCACCGACGGGAGCAUUCGCUCAGAUCCAGUAAUCAUCGGUUCGGUGCUGAAGUGCGAUCCAAUUGGAACAUGGAUACGUUACCGUCAUCGAUGUAUUUGUCGGCCACAUUUCCAUGGGUUACGAUGUGAACGAAUCUAUCGAUGUGUUAGUGGCAAACCACGCAACGUGAGCUGUUCCUAUCCAGAAGCUGAGCACAUGGUGGUUGCCAAAGCAAGAUGUUUACACGGCCAAGACGAGAACAUUGAG
Cooperia oncophora is the source of this 300-nucleotide messenger RNA. The record is from the annotation of a GenBank genome assembly. NCBI's taxonomy places the organism in Eukaryota, Metazoa, Nematoda, Chromadorea, Rhabditida, Trichostrongylidae.